CUUUUAUGUUGGCUGCUUUUUUGCGAAAUAGACGAGGAUAAUAACAAAACCGGUGUUCCACGUCGUGUCCUGUCCACGUCUGUGCGAUAUUGUAAAAGCAGCCAUGCAGAAUUCUGGCAGUCCACAGUUAGACCUGACGGGUAAACUCAUCAUCAAGGUGGCCUUGGGGGAGGAUAUCCGCCGAAUUCCCAUCCACAAUGAGGAGAUUACGUACGAUGAGCUGGUGCUGAUGAUGCAGCGAGUGUAUCGGGGGAAGCUCAGCACCAAUGACGAGAUCACCAUCAAAUAUAAGGAUGAAGACGGUGACCUCAUUACCAUAUUUGACAGCUCUGACCUGACUUUUGCCAUUCAGUGUAGCCGGAUUCUGAAAAUUACUUUGUUCGUGGGAGGAGCCUCCAAGUCUCUCCUCGAGCCGACCGAGGCGGCCACGAUACGUAGGGAGCUACAGGAAGUGCGGGAUCGCGUCAUCGGGCUGUUGGACAAGCUGGGACCCUCCACGGCAGCGCUGGUGGCUGGGACACAGGCCUUGAACAUCGCCGACGGGAUCGCUGGGAAAGGUGACUCUGCCAGAAAGGCGACCCCUCCGAUCGUCAACAACUCGCGGCCGCUGAUUGCCGGAGGUGGCAAAGAGUUUGACCCCUUGACCUCUCAGAAGUCCGUGGAGGAGUCCACUCAGAACAAGGUCAUGGCUUCCUUCGGAAUGGACGGGAAUGUAUCAUCGACGUCGCAGUACGACCGCGCGGCCACCCCAGACAGUAUCUCCAGUGUAGGAUCCUCCGCCAGUAACCAAGUCCGGGCCCAGCAACAGACCCCACAGCCACAACAGCCCCCAACCAGCGUGGCGACGCCCCCACACCAGCAGCCCCUGCCUCCUCAACAACAGCAACAGCCACCAUCUCAACCACCACAACAGCAACAACAGCCGAUGGCGUAUGCUGGCCAGGCUGGAUACGCGCCUGGUGGACAGCCGGGACAGAUUCCUCAGUCCUACGCCGGACAGCCAGCCUUUGGCGGCCCGCAGCAACCGCAGCAACAACCUCCACAACAACAGCAGCCCCAGGCCCCCCCAGCACAGCAACAACAGCCGCAGCAGCAGUAUGACCCUGCCAUGUACGGCCAGCAGUUUGGCCAGGGCUACGGCGCUCCCGCAGGGCCACCCGGCCAGGCCCCGUCGGCCCCAGGUCAAGGUCACAUGAUGUACGGCCAGGCCGGCUCCCCAAACCCGUAUGGUCAGGCACCUGGCAUGCCCCAGCCCCAG
Messenger RNA from Aplysia californica (California sea hare), 1258 nucleotides. RefSeq names its product protein TFG. Lineage: Eukaryota; Metazoa; Mollusca; Gastropoda; Aplysiida; Aplysiidae. Gene Ontology annotation, molecular function: identical protein binding. Gene Ontology annotation, cellular component: endoplasmic reticulum exit site. The record is from RefSeq and is a predicted model, not a curated record. Gene Ontology annotation, biological process: COPII vesicle coat assembly; endoplasmic reticulum to Golgi vesicle-mediated transport.